AUUGCCACGCCAUCGUGUGACGUGCUGUCCUAGACCUGUGUACCCACGUGUGGAGCUGCCGGGAGGUACCGGUGAGCCGCGGUUCGGCUGCCGCGGUUCCGGAAAGGGAGUCCCUGCCUCAUCAUGCCUCACAGAAAGAAAAAGCCCUUUAUAGAGAAGAAGAAAGCUGUGUCUUUUCACCUGGUCCACCGAAGCCAGCGAGACCCUUUAGCAGCAGAUGAAACUGCUCCCCAGAGAGUCCUGUUGCCUACACAAAAGGUGAAUGAUGAAGAAAGACGAGCAGAGCAGAGGAAGUAUGGCGUGUUCUUCGAUGAUGACUAUGACUACUUGCAACACCUGAAGGAGUCCUCCGGGCCCGCAGAGCUUAUUCCCAGCUCCACCUUCACCGAGUACUCCCGUGAUGAGAAAGAAGACACCUCGGUACUUUCAAGCACUGGAAUUAAGUUGCCUUCAUCAGUGUUUGCAUCAGAGUUUGAGGAAGAUGUUGGAUUGUUAAACAAAGCAGCUCCAGUUUCAGGACCUCGACUGGAUUUUGAUCCAGACAUUGUUGCAGCUCUUGAUGAUGAUUUUGACUUUGAUGACCCAGAAAACCUCCUUGAAGAUGACUUUAUUCUUCAGGCCAACAAGCCGACAGGAGAGGGGAUGGACAUGCCGGAGUCUGAGGGAGAUGACGGCGGUGAGUGGGAAGACAUGGACGAUGAGGAUGGGAGUGAUGACUGUAGCUCUGCGGGUCUUCUGUCAGACGGAGGUGACAUGUCUGUCCUCGCCUCAAGCCAAGCAGCCAUGAAAAAGCACCUGUUUUGGGAAGAGGAAACCAAAAGCCGUUUCACAGAGUACUCCAUGACCUCCUCAGUCAUGAGGAGAAAUGAACAGCUUACCCUACACGAUGAGAGGUUUGAGAAGUUUUAUGAACAGUAUGAUGACGUUGAAAUUGGAGCUCUGGAUAAUGCGGAGUUGGAAGGUACCAUUCAGGUGGACAGCAAUCGGCUGCAGGAGGUUCUGAAUGACUACUACAAGGAGAAGGCAGAGAAUUGUGUAAAAUUGAAUACUCUUGAGCCUUUUGAGGAUCAAGAUCUGCCAACAACUGAGCUUAAUGCAUCUGAAAAGGAGGAGACCAUUACUGUGGUUCUGGAGGAAGCCAAAGAGAAGUGGGAUUGUGAAUCCAUUUGCAGUACAUAUUCCAAUUUAUACAACCAUCCACAGCUCAUCAAAUAUGAACCAAAGCCAAAAAAAAUCCACCUAUCUUCCAAGACGGGAAUACCUCUCAAUGUCUUACCUAAGAAAGGCCUCACAGCGAAGCAGGUUGAACGGAUGCAGAUGAUCAACAGCAGUGACCUACCCAAGGCGUCCACCCAGCCCCGCUCUAAAAAUGAGAGCCAAGAGGAGAGAAGAGCCAGAAAACAAGCCAUAAAAGAGGAGCGGAAGGAACGAAGAGUUGAAAAGAAAGCUAACAAGCUAGCAUUCAAACUGGAGAAAAGAAGGCAAGAAAAGGAGCUACUGAACUUGAAGAAGAACGUUGAAGGCCUAAAGCUGUAGGUGUGGGACAUUCAUAUAAGCUGUAUUUCUGUGUCAGUGAUCUGUCCUCCUUAUGCUCCGAAAUUAACCAGGAUCUGAAGAGGGCUGAGCUUGCCCCUGUCGUUUUUAUAUGCAAAUAGCUGAGAAAAAUAGAGUAUUUGUAUUUUCCUACAAGCGAGGUUCUCCUAUCAGCUUUCUUGUAAAUAAUGUUUUAAAUUUAACAUUAUACACUUACAUUUCCCUGAAAUAAAUGACUUCAUGAAAGUCAAAUGUUUGGAUAAAUUAAAGGAAAAUGUCUUCAUAACAUGAACGGAAUUGGGGCGCUCAUUUAUUUGUAUGGUUGUCAGAGCUGUUGUUUGCAGAUGUUCACAGAUAUUUCUCUGAGACCUCUCCACGCCUUCCUGGGAAUUACAUGGUUUAAUUUGCCGUCUGUAGAGAAGUGAUCUGCUUAAGCUCAGUUUUGAAAUGCUGGGUUUAUUCUCAGCGGUGAGAAGAGUGUUCCUGACAAGAUUCCACGGGUAAGAAGCUGAUUUCCGUGUACACAAAACGACCCUUUCACAAGGACUGGAGAUGAGCUCUGUGGCUCAUGGUUGGGAUUUCCUGUCCUGAGAGCAGAUGGCUUUGUCCCUUUGGGGCUUAGGAACAGCAGAACUGGGGCAAUCAAGACUACUUACUUCACUGUAACCUAGAAAGUUGCUCUUUCCAAGACUGUCUAAUGUUUGGAACCAUCCAUUGUUUAUUACAAUACACACUCAAAAGUUUCCAGGUUUUGAUGAGAUGUUCUUGUUUUUACAUCUACAGACUGAUUCAAGGUUUAGGCAAUGACUACAUCAUAAUAUCCAUUAUUUGGUAAACUGUGACUUCUAACUGGCCUUUGCUCAUUUGCCCCUGACCAGUGUGGACUCUGUUGGUCAGAGUGAGGGACUGAAUGGCUGAGGCACAGCUGGUUGUGGCAGGUGAGGAUGCUUGGUGCCAUCUGUUAGUUUAGUAUGUCUUUUCCAAAGCUGAUCGGUGUUAUCUUGUUCUAAGUUUUAUUCAUUUAAAUCUAAAUAAUUGUAUUUCUCUUAGAGUUUUGAGCAGUAAUAGCUGAAUUCUAGUAUGUAAACCCUUAACAACAAAAAUAAAACUGCAUAGAGUUUGUCAUU
Messenger RNA from Arvicanthis niloticus (Nile rat), 2660 nucleotides. Lineage: Eukaryota; Metazoa; Chordata; Mammalia; Rodentia; Muridae. The record is from RefSeq and is a predicted model, not a curated record.